Trichoderma aggressivum f. europaeum is the source of this 1230-nucleotide messenger RNA. RefSeq lists its product as uncharacterized. The coding region runs from base 1 to 1230 and encodes 409 amino acids. NCBI's taxonomy places the organism in Eukaryota, Fungi, Ascomycota, Sordariomycetes, Hypocreales, Hypocreaceae. Gene Ontology annotation, molecular function: oxidoreductase activity. The transcript has 4 exons. The record is from RefSeq and is a predicted model, not a curated record.
AUGGCCGCCGCCGCCGUUCAAAUCCCUAGACAGCCGGACAUUUCAUAUGCCCCCGACUAUGACAACUACCUCAACCGCAUCAAGCGGCGUCAGGAGAGCGAGAAGCUCGAAAAGUCUCUCCCACAAGGCUUUCCCGCGAAGCUUGAGUCCGAUCUUGUCUGGGAUGGAAGGAACUUGGCCGAGACAUACGACUGGAACUACCAUUUGACCCAGAGCGAUAUUGCUGAGGUCGACCAAGCCCUUCGCCACUUCAAGUCACUCAACUUGGGCCUGGGCUAUGUUACUCAAGAGACGUUUCCUCUGUCAAAACUUCACGAUACUCUAAGGGAAAUCUCAAAAGAAGUUCACCUAGGUCACGGUUUCAAGGUCGUCAAGGGUGUUCCGGUUGAUAACUACAGCCGCGAGGAGAAUGUCAUCAUCUAUGCCGGCAUUGCAUCUCACAUUGCCCCCAUUCGCGGUCGACAAGAUCAUCAACUCGACGGAAAGCCAGCUGAUGUUGUUCUCGCACACAUCAAGGAUCUCAGUCAGGAGAUUGACCCUCACAAAAUCGGAGCGCCGGCCUAUACGGCUGACAAGCAGGUUUUCCACACUGACGCUGGAGAUGUUAUUGCUCUCUUUGCUCUGGGAGAGCCGGAAGAGGGCGGCCAGAGCUUCCUGUCAAGCAGCUGGCAUGUGUACAAUGAGCUUGCAGCAACGCGGCCCGAUCUUAUCCGGACUUUGUCUGAGCCAUGGGUCGUCGACGAGUUUGGGAAGCGUGGCAGGAGUCAUACCGUUCGACCUCUUCUAUACUUCCAGCCCGCUACUGCAGACACCCCUCAGCGCCUCAUCAUCCAAUAUGCGCGACGUACCUUUACGGGAUAUUGGGGCCUUCCUCGAUCGACUGAUAUUCCUCCCAUCACUGAAGCCCAAGCUGAGGCGCUGGAUGCUCUGCACUUUACAGCUGAGAAGUACCGCGCGUCGCUCGACUUCCACAAGGGCGACAUUCAGUUUGCUAAUAACUUGAGCAUUUUUCAUGCUCGUGAUAAAUUCCGGGACUCUCCAGAGAAAAGACGUCAUCUUGUCCGUCUUUGGCUGCGUGACCCAGAGCUGGCCUGGGAGACGCCCGAACCGCUGAAUGAUACGUGGGAUAGGAUUUACAAGGACGUUAAGCCUGAAAACUCCGUGUUCCCGCUGGAGCCAAGAGUUCGUAGCGCAAGUGACGGAAAGCCUGAUCAGCAGAAGUACCAGUAG